AGUGUACGGACGUGGCGGCAUGAGCUCCGGCGAUAUCGGAGCGGCAUCAACGGCCCAGCUCGGUCGUGGUACCAGGAACAUGGACGAAUCGUCACAGGAUUAUCAGAUUAUUUUGCCCCGACUGCCAUCAAAUGAUUCAACGCUGCAUACUGUCUUUUUGCACGCUGAUAUCAAGGCGCGGCCGUAUCGCGUUGAGGAUUUCAGGGACGCUCUUAUUCGUUUGGCUUUGCUUCCCGAGGUUGCUGCCUUGGGGGCGUACCAAAUGAAUCAUGUUUGGGCCAUCACUUUCAAGGACGAGGAGGGCAAGAAGAGAAUACUCGCUGCUGGGGACAUUGUGGUGAAGAACCAGCGCUGUAUCACUAUCGACCCUAACCACCAGGAUACGAAGCUGAAGAUACACUGGCUAUUGUUUAACGUUCCUGACGACGAGGUGAGGGCAGCGUUGGCUCCUUAUGGCAAGGUGAACGAAAUAGUGCGAGAGCGCUGGCGCGUGUAUGGAUGCACCGACAAAGGCUCUUCGACGCGAGUGGUGAGCAUCAGGCUCAAAGCUGGCCUCACGGUGGAUGACCUCCCACAUCAGUUGCGGAUUGCCGGAGACCUCACGCUAGUUGUCGUCGCGGGAAGAGCACCGCUAUGCCUGCGUUGCCGCGGAACAGGUCAUAUUAGGAGGGAUUGCCGAGCCCCACGUUGUACAGUGUGUCGGCGUUUUGGGCAUAAUGAGAGCGGCUGUAUGAGAACAUAUGCAAGUGUAGCAGGGCCCGCGGGAGGCGAAGAACUUUCCGAGCAUCACAUGGACGAGGCUGAAGCAGAAGAGCUGAUAGGGGCGCGUCGGGAGGAACCGAAACCCAAGUUGACGCCCCUUACGCCACGCCCCACAGGUGCUGAGACGACGUUUAACAAAGACAAGGGUUCUACAAAAGACGUGCAAUCCACGAGGAACACACAAGAUAUAACGGCGCUUGCAGCACAGGAAGAAAUGUCGGAAAACAUGGACACGUCAAAUACAUGUAAAAGGCCCAGGGAAGAGGCGGAAGGCCAGAAGGCUGCUACAACGAAAGAAGUGGAGGAACCACCGGCCAAGGCGAUGAACGUGCGCCGUAGACCGGCACCUAACAUCCUCAGCGAACGUCGAAUAGCCGAGAACCUCCCACCAACCCAGGUGCAACAGACACAACCGCCGCAGCAGCAACCAGUGCCGAAUCAGCAGACAUUGCAUCAGCGACUGACAGAUCAUCAACAGAAGGGGCCUUCAGCGGGGCCCCCUUCAGAUCAAAAGCCCCCGUAAGGUGGGGGUCUGGAUUAAGUGACACAAGUAUUGACCCGGCGGAAGCACCAACAAAUGGAGCGCAGUGGUGAAGUGUGCAUAAUGUGCUGCGUGAAACGUGCGCGGCGCUCUACUUUUGUGAUCAAAAGAAAGGGGACCUAUCAGACCAUAUCGAACCUUGGACCUGAUGGUGAUAAAGGAGUAUCAGAGGUGAGAACCAUGUGGCCGGGACGGCCAUUCACGUCCUAAUGGCUAUGAGCGUCGAAGCAGAAUUGAGAGUUGCGACUCUCAAUGUCAGGGGACUUGCCGCUCGACGAAGGCAGUAUCAAUUAAGUCGUUUGAUGCUUGAACGUGAUCUCGAUGUUAUUGCCAUUCAGGAAACAAAAGUUGAAGGGCAAGAUCAGACUGACCGAAUGGUGUCCCCUUUUAGAGCCCGGUACGAUGUGUGUGUGUCUCAUGCCGUUGGAAUGUCGGCGGGUUGUGCACUGUUCCUUAAAAAUUCUAUUGGUAUAGUUGAGGAGACUGUAACUGUGUCUAGUACUGGGAGAUUCAUAGUUUGCGAUUUUACAUAUAAUAAUAAAAAAUGGCGAGUUGUCUGUGUUUACGCACCGAACAAAGAAGUUGAACGUAAAUUAUUGUUUGAGAAUUUACAGACUUUUCUUAGCUGUGGCAGGAUUGUCAUUAUGCUCGGCGACUUUAAUUGUGUUUGCAACCCUCAGGACAGAGCAAAAAAAGCAGCCAUAAAAGACCAAAGUGCAACGCUACUCUGCACUAUUGUACAAGAUUGUCAUCUCGAAGAUGUUGGUGAUGUGCUCUCUGCAGAAGAGCACUUCACACACUUUCAGAACGAAAGCCAUGCGAGGCUAGACAGAGCCUAUGUGUCAGUAGAGUUAAUGCGAGUAUGUUCGAAUUAUGAAGUAAAAAGUGUGUCUUUCAGUGACCACAGUUUAGUAAUGUUCACUAUAGGGUAUAAACAGAAGAAGACACGCUUUAACUGGGAUGUGUGGAAAUUAAACGACUUAUUAUUAAAAGAUGAAUUGUUCGUUGAAGCUGUGCAGGAUUCCAUUAACAAAAUGUUAGCUGAGCCUCAAGCGAACGUGAUUGAAGCCUGGGAGCGUUUUAAGGAGGUAACAAAGAUGAAAGCCAUAGAAAGAUCCGGUGUGUUACAUAGAGCC
This is a messenger RNA of Rhipicephalus microplus (southern cattle tick), 2439 nucleotides long. RefSeq lists its product as uncharacterized. Lineage: Eukaryota; Metazoa; Arthropoda; Arachnida; Ixodida; Ixodidae. Gene Ontology annotation, biological process: activation of innate immune response. Gene Ontology annotation, molecular function: zinc ion binding; double-stranded DNA binding; RNA binding. The record is from RefSeq and is a predicted model, not a curated record.